Molecule: messenger RNA, 1209 nt
Organism: Entamoeba dispar SAW760
Lineage: Eukaryota; Evosea; Mastigamoebida; Endamoebidae
Product: 60S ribosomal protein L3, putative
Exons: 1
Coding region: 1-1209 (402 amino acids)
Biological process (GO): translation; ribosomal large subunit assembly
Cellular component (GO): ribosome; cytosolic large ribosomal subunit
Molecular function (GO): RNA binding; structural constituent of ribosome
Source: RefSeq, a predicted model, not a curated record
AUGUCACACAGAAAGUUUGAAGCACCAAGACACGGAUCACUUGCUUUCCAUCCAAGAAAGAGAGUUCAUAAAGUAAGAGCUACUGUUUCUGCUUUCCCAAAAGAUAAUGCUGCUGAAAAACCACAUCUUACUGGAUUCCUUGGAUUCAAAGCUGGUAUGACUCAUGUUAUUCGUGAAGUUAAGAGAACCAACACUAAACUUCCAAAAGAUGGAGUUUUAGAACCAGUUACUAUUAUUGAAACACCACCAAUGGUUGUUGCAGGAUUUGUUGGAUAUAAAAAGACUACUACUGGACUUAAACCAAUUACAGCUGUUUUUGCUGAACAUAUUGCUGAUGAAUUCAAAAGAAGAUACACUAAGAAAUGGUAUAAAAAUACUAAAAACCAAUUUGCUGUUCAUACUGAAAAAUAUAAUGAUGUAAAAGCUAAAUCAAAGAGAGAAAGACAAAUUAGAUUAAUUAAGAAUAGAUGUGAUGUUGUUAGAGUAAUUGCACAUACUCAAAUGGCACUUGUUCCAUUAAAACAAAAGAAAGCUGAAGUUAUGGAAAUUCAAAUUAAUGGAGGAUCAAUUGCUGAAAAAGUUGAUUUUGCUGUCUCACUUCUUGAAAAACAAAUUAGUGUUAACUCAGUCUUUGGAACUGAUGAAUGUAUUGAUGUAUGUUCAGUUACUAAAGGACAUGGAUACAAUGGUGUUAUUAAGAGAUUUGGUGUAAGACAUCUUCCAAGAAAGACCCACAGAGGAUUAAGAAAAGUUGCUUGUGUUGGAGCUUGGCAUCCAGCUAGAGUCUCAUGGACAGUUGCUAGAGCUGGUCAAAUGGGAUUCUUCAAGAGAACUGAAGUUAACAAAAAGAUUUACAGACUUGGAUGUGGUGAUCUUAAGAACGCUAAAACUGAAUUUGAUAUUACAGAAAAAGGUAUUACUCCAAUGGGAGGAUUCCCACAUUACGGAGUUGUUAAGAAUGACUUCUUGAUGAUCAAAGGAACAGUAGCUGGUAUUAGAAGAAGAGUUAUUUCAUUAAGAAAAGCAUGCUUCCCAUCAACCACUAGAACAGCUCAAGAACAAAUUGUUCUUAAAUUCAUUGAUACAUCAUCUAAAUACGGACAUUCUAGAUUCCAAACUACCACCGAAAAGAAAGCACGUAUGGGACCAAUGAAGAAAGAUCUUGAAAGACAAAGAGCUGAAAAGGUUGAAGAAGGAAAGAAACUUUAA